Choloepus didactylus (southern two-toed sloth) is the source of this 3564-nucleotide messenger RNA. RefSeq names its product zinc finger protein 596-like. NCBI's taxonomy places the organism in Eukaryota, Metazoa, Chordata, Mammalia, Pilosa, Megalonychidae. The record is from RefSeq and is a predicted model, not a curated record. The transcript has 7 exons. The coding region runs from base 429 to 1871 and encodes 480 amino acids. Gene Ontology annotation, biological process: regulation of transcription by RNA polymerase II. Gene Ontology annotation, molecular function: RNA polymerase II cis-regulatory region sequence-specific DNA binding; DNA-binding transcription factor activity, RNA polymerase II-specific.
GCCACAGGCGCCCGUUGUGACGCGUCGGGAGCCUUACCCGGGUCCGGGGCUGAUGUGCACCGGGGAGUCUGGGCGGGGAGAGGAGCCCACCCCGCUCCUCCUGGGGCCGAGUCCUCCCCGGACCUUCAGUGUUGACUGCGCUGAGGAGUGCGUGUCCCCGGGGCUCCGCCACUGGCUCUGAGGAGUCUGAGCCCCGUCCCGGUGAGUCCGCCCGAGGGCCGGGAGAGGGUGCGCCGAACCCAGGGAGCCCGAAGCUUCCCGCCCUGCGCGCCCGCGGCCUCGGGCGCCCACUCUGCGGCCUCAGCCCCAGAAGCGUCCCCGGGACCCACCCGGAGGCGCCUGCAGCCGCGGGGCAAGUCAGAGACACCGCGCGAUGAAAUUUAGUUCAAUUUUACUUUCCUGGCUUCUGCGGAUGCAAACCUGUGUUGAUGGAGAAAUUACAGACUGAACUGAGUUUGUUCAACUUCUACUUUUCUCAUAAUGGAAGUGCAAGGGUAAGGCAGAUGUCAGCUGAACUAUUGGCAAUGCAACCACUGGAGUCGUUGGCCUUUAAAGAUGUAGCUGUAGACUUUCCCCAAGAAGAAUGGGCUCUCCUGAACAAAUCACAGAAAAAGCUCUUCAGAGAUGUGAUGGCAGAGAUCAUCAGUCAUCUGGUUUCAGUGGGAUUUCAGGUCUGCAAAUCAGAUGUGCUUUCUCAGUUGGUGCAAGGAGAGGAAUUGUGGAGAGAAGGAAUAGUAUUUCUCCAAAACCAGAGUUCAGGUAGGGAAAAUGGCCUUAAAAAACAAGAAAUGAUGACUAUACAAAGUAUCCACAGGAAAGAAGCAUCUAUCAUCAUGUCAUUGAAAUCUCACACUCCAAAGAAUCUCUAUAAAUGUAAAGAUUUGCUAGAAGAAUUCACAAACAGAUCUGCCAUUUCUCAACAUGUGUUAAUUCAGAAGGAAAAGAAACCCUAUUUCAGCAGACUACUUAGAAAUGCCCUCAGUGACUGGUCAUCUUUUUCUCAAUGUAAGCAAGUUCACAUCAGACAUAAAUUAUACGAAUAUCCUGUAAGUGGUAAAGCCUUUAUUCAAACCUCCAGCCUUAGACAAUACAAUGGAUCUGCUAUUGGAGAGAAACCCUUUGAAUGUCCUCAAUGUGGGGAUGUCUUCUGUGAUCCUUCUUACCUUAGGCAACAUGAGAGAAAUCACACCGGGGAGAAACAAUAUCCGUGUCAUCAAUGUGGGAAAGCCUUCACUGAUUGUUCUAACCAUAGACGUCAUGAGAGAAUUCACACUGCGAGGAAAGUGUUUCAGUGUCAUCUUUGUGGGAAAGCCUACCUUCAUCAAUCUACCCUUAGGCUACAUGUGAGAACACACACUGGAGAGAAACCGUAUCAGUGUCAUUUAUGUGGGAAAACCUACACUCAGUGUUCUAACCUUAGGCGACACGAGAGGACUCACAACAGGAAAAAACCCGAUGAAUGUAAUUUAUGUAGGAAAGCCUUCAAUACAUGUCCUCACCUUAGAGACCAUGAGAGAAUUCACAUUGGUGAGAAACCUUUUGUAUGCCAUCUGUGUGGGAAAGCCUACACUCAUUGUUCUAACCUUAGGCGACAUGAGGUGAGUCACAGUGGAAAGAAAUCCUAUGAAUGCCAUCUAUGUGGGAAAGCCUUUGUGAAACAUUCUCUCCUUAAAUCACAUAAGAGAACUCACCAUGAUAAGAAACCUUAUGAAUGUCAGGUGUGUGGGAAAGCCUUUACUCAUUGUUCUUACCUUAGGCAACAUGAAGUAACUCACACUGGUGAGAAACCAUAUCAGUGCCUUCUAUGUGGGAAAGUCUAUGGUCAUUGUUCCAACCUUAGGCGACACGAGAGAACUCACAAUGGAGAGUAACUAUGAAUGCCAUCUCCGUGGCAAAGCUUCACUUCAUGUUCUCAUCUUAGAGACCAUGAGAGUACUCACUGGAGAAUGUUGCCUAUGUGGGAAAGCCUUCAUCUUUUGUUCUGGCCUUAGACACCAUGAGAAAACUCACACUGGAGAGCAAUCUUAUGAAUGCCAUGUCAUAAAGCUCUCACUUGUUCUGCUUUGGUGAUGCGAGAGAAUUCACAAUGAGGAUAAACUACAUGUGUGAUCUAUGUGUGAAAGCCUUCACUCUUUCUGGAUUUAGAUGACGUGAGAGGAUUCACACUUGAGAGAAAUUGUAUGAAUAUCUUUGUAUGGAUGGCAAAACCUUAGGUUUAUUUUUGUAAUCUUAGGCAAUACAAGAGAAGUUAAAUUGAAGGGAAAACCAUAUAAAAGGUGUAUACAUGGGAAAGCCAUCAGGCAAUGUACUGACUAUAGAUGUGACAGCACUCAGUAGAAGUGUGUAUGUAGAAGAGAUUGCAGCAUAGAAUUAACCAUUAUGCUACAGAACUCACAAACUGAAGAAACACUGUUUGUAAUCAAGAAGGAAAGGCUUUUCAUCAUCCUUACUACUUUUGUUAAUCUAAACAAAUACAUGCUAUAAAGAAUCAGUAUGAAUGUCUUCUGUGUAGCAAAACCUGGUGUUGAUGGUUUCAUGACACAAAACUAGUGAACUGGCAAUACAAAUGUAAAAGCAGAAGAGUCUUCAUCUACUACUAUAAGUCAUAAACCAGAGAGAAACAUGUUAGAGAAAUCCUAUGUCUGUAAUCAUUGUGGGAAUGCCUUAAUUUGUGUUAACCUUUCAUUGAAAUGAGUGAAUGCAACAGGAGAGAAACUCUAGGCUUGUAAUCAGUAUAUAUAACCAUUUAGCCAAAUACCAAAUUUGGUGUGCAAAAGGAAAUUCAUUUUAGGAAUAGCCACUAAUAUGAAAAAUAAUAGUGAAAAGUCUAUUAGUAGGAUAUAAUCCCUAGGGGAAGUGCCAGAUGAUUCAUGCUGGAAAAGUUAGCCAAUGCAAAUCAUGAGAAAUCAUUUAUUCAGAUUUGUUGGUAAUGUAGGAAUUCACAUUAUUCAAAGCACUCAGGGUCAUAAAUGAAGGAAAAUCUUUAGUGAUUAUUCAUUUUCUGGUAGUAUUAAUAUUUUUCCACUGGGAAGGCAAUCAUCCUGAAGGUAAAAUAGGUCAACCCUUAGCUGGCUUUCACAUCAAAAAACUCAGACUGGAAAAUAUAAUUUAUAGGUACCCAAUUUAGCAAAGAAUCCUGAAUCUAUAAAAGCCUUAUGAUUGAAAAUAUGUAGGUAAGCAAUGUAGGAUUGUGGGAAUAUUGAAUGAAGAAGUUUGUAAGAAUGUGAAAUGAGAUUCAAUUCAAUAGAUUAGUAAUUGCACAUAUGGAAACAAAAAUUGUUGCUGAAAAAUCUAACUUGGCAAAGUCCUGGUUUUUUUUUUUUUAUCUAGCUCUAAAGAGAAAUAUUUGCAUACUGGAAAAUAACUGAAUGAAAAUUGAAACAUGGAACAGAAAAUGAUGUACCUUACACUUAUGUUAAUAUUACAACAUGUAUGUGCACUUCAGGGAUAAAUAUUCUUUAAAAGUCUGAUUUCAAUUUUAAUUGCCAUUGAAUAUUGGCAUCAAAACUUAGGAAAGUAUUAAAAAUUAAUAUUUCAAUAAAAGAAGUAUUUCAGCCCUUGGAA